AUGGAUGUCGUCGCCUGGGUAAGCUGCUACGGACAUAUCGGGGCCGGAAGCGUCGGGAUCUUUGGUGAUUGGAGUAGAUGUCGGAGAUACUCGGUCGUCAUUCCUUCACCAGGCACCAACACGGAUUCGUUCCUUCUUGACCUCUCAAAGUAUGGCAGCGAUGCGGUUCUGGCGUCGCACAAGGCCGUGACCAGCAGCAACGUGGCACUUGGGGUCCAAGAGACUCUGCAAGCCCUCCUGGCAGGAGCGGCGGCAGCACCUGCAUCCGACGCUUCCGGCAGGUUCGAUAGUACUAGUUCUAGUACCUCGACCAAAGUUGCUGCUGUCGCCAUCGGCACCACCCACUUUCUCAACGCCAUCAUCGAGCGGGAUGUGUCGAGGGUCGAAAAGGUGCGCAGGCAGGCCACCGCCAUCAGAGCUGCCGGCAUCAAAAACGUGGUCGUCGUCGGCAUCGGCUCCCCCAUGGACGAGCGCCACCACCAGGAGAAGCGCGCGAGGGACAUCAUCAUCGACGAGCUCGGCGACGAAACCAACGUCGUCUGCUCCGCCGACAUAGCAGGCAGCGGCCUGCUGGCCCGGGAGAACGCCAGCAUCCUCAACGCCGCCAUCCUCAGCUUCGCCCGUCGCACCAUCCGCGCCUUCAUCGGCGCCAUGGCCCGCGUCGGCCUGAGCUGCCCCCUGUACCUGACCUCCAACGCCGGCCACCUGCUGCCCUUCUCCGAGGCCAUGACGGCGCCCAUCCGCAUCUUCUCCUCGGGAGCGACAAACUCCAUCCGCGGCGCCGCGUUUCUCGCCGGAACAGAGGCGAUCGGCCGCACGGGGAGCGUCGUAGUCGACAUUGGCGGCACCACCACCGACGUCGGCUACCUCCUCGGGAACGGCUACCCGCGCCUCACCAAGAGCUACAGUGACCUCGCGGGCGUCAAGGUCAACCUCGAGAUGGCCUCGGUCGAGAGCGUCGGCCUGGGCGGCGGUUCUAUAGUCCGCGUCGACCAGGCUCCAGUCUCGGUCGGCCCGCAGAGCGUCGGUCAUGACCUUAUGACAAGGGCCCUCUGCUUCGGCGGCGACCAAACCACCGCCACGGAUAUAGCAGUGGCCGGAGGCGCCAGGAUCGAAGCCAAAGGGCUGCGAGGCGUCAACCUCAGCCAGGCCGUCGUGGCUUCCGCGCAGGCUCGCAUCAAAAAGAUGAUCGAAACAACAAUCGACCGCGCCAAAUCCUCCCCGGACCCUUGCACCGUGAUCCUCGUCGGCGGCGGCUCGAUACUGUGCCCGCGCGAGCUCCGAGGCGUGCGCAAGGUCCUCGUCCCGCCCCACGCGGCCGUGGCCAACGCCAUCGGCGCCGCCACCGCCAACGUGCACGGUGCGGCCGAGACCAUCAUCCACGGCGCAGACGUAGCGACGGGGAUAGCCGCGGUGAAAAAGAAGGCGGUGGGAAACGCGGUCGCCAAGGGCGGCGAUGCGCGGGGCCCGGUUACCGUGCUCCAUGAGGAGGUCGCCGGCGUGCCGUACGUCGAGGGUCAGACUGUUAUCAAGAUCGAGGUUGCGCUGCCCGCCGGCCAUGCGCGGGUCUACGCCGAGAUGCUUCGGACGCCCUCCGAGAACUACGAAAAGGCUGUCGACGAGGAGGUCAGCGGCUCCGCCGGGGCCAGGACUGGGAAUACCGGAGAUGCCAGACAAGUCGAUGCGGAAGCGCCAGUUGUAAACCCUGACUGCUACAGGCCUGAGAUAACGUCAGACGGACAUUGGAAGGUGUCCCAAACGGAUAUACACUUCUUGUCGAUCGGUUGCUACAUUCUCGGCUGUGGAGGCGGGGGGUCGACUUAUACGCACCACCUCGAGCUUCGGCAGCUCCUCCACGAGGGUCACGACGUUCGAAUAGUUGAAACUACGAGCUUGGGUGACGACGACGUGCUCGUCCCGGUCGCCGGCGUCGGCACGCCCGCGGUGGGGAUCGAGCGGCCGGGCGGCGACGGUGUUUACCACGCCAUGCAGGAGAUGGAGAAGCUGAUGGGUGGGCACUUUAGCAGGCUGCUGGCGACGGAAAUCGGUGGCGCCAAUGGCGUAGGCACGCUCCUCUGGGGGAGCUCAAAGUACUACAGCAUACCUACCGUGGACGGGGAUCUCAUGGGACGAGCAUACCCAAACUUCGAGAUGGUUUCGCAGUACGUGAUGGGCAAUUCCAUAGACGAGCUAUUGCCGGUUACACUCUGCAGCGGCACAGGUCACAAUGUGGUUAUACCGCGCGGGCAGCCGGAUGCGGCCACAGCAAGCGCGGCAAUCAGGGACAAGCUGAUAGCCAUGGGAUCCGCCGGCGGAGCAGCCGGGAAUCCCAUAACGGGUGCUGAAAUGAAGCACUUUGGCAUCCCCAACACCUUCUCCCUGGCGUGGCGACUCGGCCGAGCCGUGGUGGCGGCCAAGUCCCGACCGCGCGCGUGGUCAUUUGCCGACGUUGCGCGGUCCAUCAUCGCGGAAUGCGGCGGGCCAGGGUGCUGCCGGGUGGUCUUCAGGGGCAAGAUGCGCGGGGUCGAAAGCCGCAUCACGACGACGGCCCACAGCAUCGGUCAGGUCACCAUCGAAAAAGUCGACGAAGAGGACGAUGACGACGGACUGUAUGACGGCGAGGACGCGGGUUCCAUCACAGAGGUCAAGGUGCCGUUUAUGAAUGAAAACCUCAGCGUCAUUGGGAGGAAGGCUGAUGGUACUGAAAAGGUCCUUGCCAUGGUCCCCGAUCUCAUCAUGAUCCUCGACAUCUACACCGGCGAGAACGUGGGCGUCCAGGACUACAGGUAUGGCCUCAAGGUAGCAGUCAUGGCCAUGGCUCCUCACCCGGUCUGGACCACGAAGCGAGGCCUCGAGGUCGGUGGGCCCAAAGCCUUUGGCCUGCCUUACGAAUACGUCCCGACGCUCGAGUACAGCAAGCCCCGAAGCGUGAUUGACGAGUUCCAGAGCCCAUGCGCUACCGCUGCUCCAUGAAUGGAGAUGGGAGUCGUGUGAGCUGUAUCCUGAAAAGGGAGCCCUGGAAAGACGUGGGGAUAUGGGGAAGAUGGCGGCGAGGUGUGGGGAGUGGAGGUUUGCGCCUGACACUAGGGCGACAAAGAAAACUAAAACCAAGGACUUUGGAGGCCUGCCUCGCAUCCGCUUUUUUUCAAUAGUGCCGCACUACUCGGGCGUCGAUGCAGUUGCCACGCAGGCUGAAAACGGGACGGAAAACGACCACUUGCGCCAGAACAUCAUUGGACAAGCAUAUGGCGCCCCCCAGCAAGACGAACAAAACGAUCUAAACGGUGUGGUCUUGUCUGUUCUGUCUUGUCUUUUUCGGGGCUGAACGACGGGCGGUUGUCCUCCCCAGAUUCUCCGGAUCUAGGUAACAACCUAGUUUGCGGGGGGUCUUGCAAGGGGGAGGGAUUUUUACCUCUAGCCCCCCUUUUUUUCCCUCAAUGGCUCACCACAAAUUUGUGGAGCAGAGGGCCGUCUUCUCCGAUUUUACGGCUCCUCCGCGGAAUGAAUUUGGGAAUUCUUCUCGCUCCUACUGUACUCUUCUUUCUCAACCAAAGGAAAGGAAGAAUAAAAACCACCACACCACAUAGUAUAUAGCCCACUGAUUACCUGUUUGAGGGACCUUUUACCAUAGAGGGAAGGGGCAGGAAAAGAGAGAAUGGAACAUACCCACAGGUUCGACGCUAUCUCGCCAAGAGAUUGUCCACGCGUACACAAUACUCGUUCUUGUCAACCAAGAAGCUAGCGCAUGCAGCCGUGUCAAAAUCCCCUUGGCGGAUUUGCCCGCCCAAUGUCACAAUCACGUUUGCGCAGGGAUGAACAAUAAGCUCGAAAUGGCAAGCCUUCGGACGAAAGGCCCGGUCAUGCACCCUACACACUCCGAUUCACGAAGUACGGAUAUGUACGAAGUAUGUACGGAGUUACCGCCCAGUCUGUUGGUGGAUUAAGCUUCUUAUUGCUUCUUCUUUGGGAUUCCUUGCAGUGGAUGACCAUGUUUAAGGCAGCGGAAGAGAUGGUUUUUGAAAUGUUGUGAUUUUUUUUUUGUCGCAAUCGAUAUUAAUCCCCGCGGCCGUCGUGCAACUCUCAGAGGGGAGACCUAGCCUGCCGUCGAACCAAACGCUGGGAGAAGCAUGAGUGCGAAAUAGCAGAGCAAAAUCUAUUAUUGAAUACCUUGCUUAUUCAACAAAACCGAACACGAAUCUCGAGAUCUGGUCAAGUUGGCCGAGGCAUGACAGGGGCGCAUGACCAGCUGAAGAAAAAGAAGAGACGAAAAAGAAAAAAAAGAGAAAGAAAAAACAAACAAAGAGUACAUGGACGAUUCUCCUUGUCUUUUUAUCUGUGUGUCUUGAUUCGGAAAACCGAGCCGUUUGGCGGCGCGUGCCGUAAGCUUGCGUUGCUUCUUUUGCUUGUGUUGAAAUCCCUUGGAUAGUCACAAGAAAUCAAGAAACAAGACGGGUGAGAAAAAACACUACCGUAUGGUGAAUGCGAUCAAGAGCAGGUGACAAGAGUUAGAAACAAUAGUUAGUGGUCAGUCGCAUUGGCGUGCGGCGGCACGCCGAGGUUCUGGGCCCCCGAGGCGCCGAGCUAAAGUUUUUUUUUUUUUUUUUUUUUUUUUUGCGAUACUCGACGACAAUGUCAGAUACCACACGCGCGGGUAAAUGUUCUUGCCGCUGUUAAAGGAUAGGCUGCAGAUCUAGACCUUGAGGAGCUUUUCAUUUUGCGCAGCCACAUCCACAACCUGUUUCCGCGCUUUAACGAACUAGGAAACAUUCUGGAUAGAACUGGAUGACUCGGCGACAAGUCAUGGCCUACAUAGUACGUGAUAGUCCCGCCAAUGCCGAAGAUAGUAAAGAUUUAUGCAUCCGACUCAGAGAGGCAGA
This is a messenger RNA of Pyricularia oryzae 70-15, 4877 nucleotides long. RefSeq lists its product as uncharacterized. Gene Ontology annotation, biological process: glutathione metabolic process. The transcript is spliced from 7 exons. Gene Ontology annotation, molecular function: 5-oxoprolinase (ATP-hydrolyzing) activity. The record is from RefSeq and is a predicted model, not a curated record. Gene Ontology annotation, cellular component: cytosol. Bases 1 to 2973 code for a protein of 990 amino acids. Lineage: Eukaryota; Fungi; Ascomycota; Sordariomycetes; Magnaporthales; Pyriculariaceae.